CAUAUCCCUACCAAGUAGGCAAGUACCAAAUAUCUACCAAGUACCAAAUAUCCCAAAUCACCACCCACCCCUUUCUCUUUUCCAGUUUCAGGGGCUUGCGUAAGAUCACUCAAAACUCAUAAAAACAGAAACUUUAAUGGCGGAACAAGAUGUACCAGAAGGAACCAUUCAAAACGUACUGGAACAAGAAACUUUGAAGUGGGUAUUUGUUGGUGGCAAAGGGGGUGUUGGCAAAACUACUUGCAGCUCCAUUCUCUCAAUCCUUUUGGCUUCUGUCAGACCCUCUGUUCUCAUCAUCUCUACCGAUCCUGCUCACAAUCUCAGUGAUGCUUUUCAACAAAGAUUCACUAAAUCUCCUACUCUUGUUAAUGGGUUCACCAAUUUGUAUGCUAUGGAGGUGGACCCCACUGUGGAGAACGAAGAUACCGGUAGUUCAGAUGGAAUGGACGGUUUCCUAUCAGAUUUAGCAAACUCAAUUCCUGGAAUCGACGAGGCUAUGAGUUUUGCGGAGAUGCUAAAGUUAGUGCAAACUAUGGAUUAUUCGGUGAUAGUUUUUGAUACUGCUCCCACCGGUCAUACACUUCGGUUGCUACAAUUUCCUUCAACAUUAGAGAAAGGUCUUGACAAAAUAAUGAGCUUAAAGAGUAAAUUCGGUGGCUUGUUGGGUCAGAUGACGCGUAUGUUUGGUGUUGGAGAAGAGUUUGGCGAGGAUGCAAUUCUUGGAAAGUUGGAGGGCAUGAAAGACGUUAUUGAGCAAGUAAACAAGCAGUUUAAAGAUCCGGAUUUGACAACUUUUGUAUGUGUGUGCAUCCCUGAAUUCCUCUCGUUAUACGAGACAGAGAGACUUGUGCAAGAACUUGCUAAGUUUGAGAUCGAUACGCAUAAUAUCAUCAUCAACCAAGUGCUUUUUGAUGAAGAAGGUGUGGAAUCAAAGUUGCUCAAAGCUCGAAUGAAAAUGCAACAAAAAUACUUGGAUCAAUUCUACAUGUUGUAUGAUGAUUUUCAUAUUACGAAGUUGCCAUUGCUGCCACAAGAGGUUUGUGGAGUCGAAGCAUUAAAAGCGUUUUCACAACAUUUCUUGAAACCGUAUCAACCAAUGCUUACUGAGGGUACAAUAGAAGAGCUAGAACAAAGAGUCUCAAGGCUCCAACAACAACUUAAAGAAGCCGAAUCUGAACUAGAAAGAGCGAGAAAAGGGAAACAACCUGUUAACAAUUAAAAUAUUAUAGUAACCAAGAUUUUUUAUACAUCAAUAUGCAUAAUCAUGUAUAACUCGUCUUUUUGUUAUCGGCUUAGAUUAUAGUCAUUGGAGCUUUUCGCGCUUUUGAAAGUUACUGUUACUGGACUGUUUAAAUUGUUGAGUAAACUGAUCAUUCAUGGAGAA
This is a messenger RNA of Helianthus annuus (common sunflower), 1384 nucleotides long. RefSeq names its product ATPase ARSA2. Gene Ontology annotation, cellular component: GET complex. The coding region runs from base 137 to 1219 and encodes 360 amino acids. The record is from RefSeq and is a predicted model, not a curated record. The transcript is spliced from 7 exons. Gene Ontology annotation, biological process: post-translational protein targeting to endoplasmic reticulum membrane. NCBI's taxonomy places the organism in Eukaryota, Viridiplantae, Streptophyta, Magnoliopsida, Asterales, Asteraceae. Gene Ontology annotation, molecular function: ATP binding; ATP hydrolysis activity.